AAGGAAGGUAGGAUGUAGGUAGAAAUAUGUAUAUAUUGUUUAUUGGUGUGAAUAAUGUUAGAGAUUUGUUUUACAUAUUUCAAAUAUCCUUAUGUUAUAUAUGUUGACCUGUCAGAAGGCUGACAGAGGCACCUAUGAGUGUGGACCAUGUAGCAGGGACCUCUGCACCACAUUCUGGAGCCUCUGUUCCUCAUGUUGAAGGGUCACAGGAUGAGAAAGGUCAUGUUAUAACCCGUAUAUUUUUGUGUCUCUAGGCCAUCUUUACCAGCACGAAACGUUCUUGCUGACUGUCCUGCUGACCACUUUAAUCUUUUUUACCUUACAUUACUUCCUCUAUCUGGUGAACCAUGUUGUGGUCGUCCGUUUUUCGGCGGCGUUGGCCAUCUUUACCAGCACAACACGUUCUUGCUGACUGGCCUGUUGACCACUUUAUUCUUUGCUUCUUUUUUUUUUUUUUUACCUUAUAUUACUUCCUCUAUGUGGUGAACCAUGUUGUGGUCGUCUGUUUUUCAUACCAAUCUUUAACCAAUCAGCAUUCGACCCAGCAAAAACCAUUUGCAAGUUUGAGAACUAUAUCACCAUCUGGAUGAGAAACUCCUCACUCUUUGAACAGACACUCUACUCAUCACUCUUUGAACAAGCGACUCCACCAAAUGGACAACAAACUGUGGAUUGCAUGCUUUUGGAAAAUGGCCAUGGCUGCACUUUUGGCAGCAGCGCCAAUGGGAAAGAAUGAUGCCAAAGAUGAAAUCCAGCUAAAUAUGGCUCCAAACUCUGUUGAUGACAUGUACGCUGGAUGUGAAAAGAAGAUGGAAGCUCUAGUGAAUAGCACGUACUUGGUGAAUGAAUUAAAGAAUGACAAAGUUUUUGAAAAGGCUUGGAAGAAUGCAAAGAUAAAUAAAAAUCCUGAGCUGUCAGAGUAUCAGAGAAGGGCUGUUUAUGUUUAUACAGAUAAAAAUACAAAUAUCUAUUCCGUCUUCAAUGAAAAGGUUCGAAACCACACGUCCAGUUACGACAGUUUCAAGUAUCAUUCACUGCACUUCUUCCUCACACGCGCCCUUCAAACUCUCAAACUUAAAAAUAAAAAGUGUCUCACUGGAUACCGCAGAACCAACCUCAGCUUCACCUACAACUCCAAAAACCCAAAGUUUCGCUUUGGGUCCUUCACCUCCAGCUCACAUACUACAUACGCUAAUGAUACAUUUGGAACUAAAACGUGCUUUGAGAUAUACACCUGCUUUGGAGCCGAAAUCUCAUCGUAUUCUAUGUAUCCGUCAGAGAGAGAAAUCCUGAUUCCUCCUUAUGAGGUUUUUAAAGUCACAAAGACAGAGAGAACAACAAAAAAGAAACCUCUUCCAUGUGAGGUGGUCUACACAGUUAACAGCACAAAGGCAACUCAAUCCAAUUUGAAUUGUGCUCUUGUGAAAAAAAAGUGACACAUUUAACAGAUGUUUGCUAUUGUUAUA
This is a messenger RNA of Mugil cephalus (flathead mullet), 1466 nucleotides long. RefSeq names its product ecto-ADP-ribosyltransferase 5-like. Gene Ontology annotation, molecular function: NAD+ poly-ADP-ribosyltransferase activity; NAD+-protein-arginine ADP-ribosyltransferase activity. NCBI's taxonomy places the organism in Eukaryota, Metazoa, Chordata, Actinopteri, Mugiliformes, Mugilidae. The record is from RefSeq and is a predicted model, not a curated record. The coding region runs from base 654 to 1436 and encodes 260 amino acids. The transcript has 3 exons.